This is a messenger RNA of Myripristis murdjan (pinecone soldierfish), 8368 nucleotides long. RefSeq names its product regulating synaptic membrane exocytosis 3 (gene rims3). Bases 219 to 1193 code for a protein of 324 amino acids. Lineage: Eukaryota; Metazoa; Chordata; Actinopteri; Holocentriformes; Holocentridae. The transcript is spliced from 7 exons. The record is from RefSeq and is a predicted model, not a curated record. Gene Ontology annotation, molecular function: small GTPase binding; transmembrane transporter binding. Gene Ontology annotation, biological process: calcium ion-regulated exocytosis of neurotransmitter; regulation of membrane potential; regulation of synaptic plasticity. Gene Ontology annotation, cellular component: cytoskeleton of presynaptic active zone; presynaptic membrane.
CGGAGAAGCGUUCAGGGAGAGGAAAAAAAGCCGCCGUCCGCACACCAGCACAACAACAAUAAAACCCAAACGAUGACAUUCUUACAGAUACACAAGAAGCCAACAAUUAUUUGACAACUUCCGACCCCCACACCUUGCCUUCGCCGCUCCUAGUGUAAGUGCCCCGCUCCGCUUUUCCCGCCCCCCCUAGCCCAUAGGCCCCCCAACCCAGUGGGACCAUGAUGCUCAGCAGCUCGGUGGAGGUGCCCAGCCCGGGCGGGCUAAGCGGCCUGAGCGGGCUGAGCGCGGCGGCCCGGAACGUGGUGCGCUCCUCCAGCAUCUCGGGGGCCAUGUACAGCCUGGAGAAGAGUCCUGGCAGCGGGGGCCCAGACUCUGCAUCCCUGGCCGGCAACAAGAAGAGGCGCUCCAGCCUCGGUGCCAAGAUGGUGGCCAUCGUUGGGUUGUCGCAGUGGAGCAAGAGCACGCAGCAGCUCAACCAGCAAGAUGGCGGCACAAAGAAGCUUCGUAGCACCAUCCGACGGAGCACGGAGACCGGCAUCGCCGUGGAGAUGAGGAACCGGGUGACGCGGCAGGGCAGCAAGGAGUCCACCGACGGCAGCACCAACUCCAACAGCUCUGAUGGAACGUUUGUCUUCCCUACCACACGCCUCGGGCCUGAGAGCCAGUUCAGUGACUUCCUGGAUGGACUAGGCCCCGCCCAGAUUGUAGGCCGGCAGACAUUAGCCACGCCCCCCAUGGGGGACGUCCACGUGGGCAUGCUAGAUAGAGGAGGGCAGCUGGAGGUGGAGGUCAACCAGGCCAGAGGGUUGACCCCCAAACCAGGCUCCAAGAACAUACCAGCGACCUACGUCAAGGUGUAUGUCCUGGAGAAUGGAGUGUGUUUGGCCAAGAAGAAGACCAAAGUAGUGAAGAAGACUCUGGACCCCACCUACCAGCAGGCUCUGUUGUUUGAUGAGAGUCCUCAGGGCAAAGUCCUGCAGGUAAUAGUGUGGGGGGAUUACGGGCGAAUGGACCACAAGUGCUUCAUGGGAAUGGCCCAGAUCCUGCUGGAGGACUUGGACUUGUCUGCCACGGUCAGCGGCUGGUACAAGCUGUUCCCUACCUCCUCUCUGGCAGAUCCCAGCAUCGGACCCCUCACCAGACGCCUCUCCCAGUCCUCCCUGGAGAGCGCCACCAGCCCCUCCUGCACCUAGACAUAGACACCUGCAUGCACGGGCACCAACAGAGGCACAUGCAGACACGGACACACGUACUGUAUAUACACACACAAGUGACUGUAUUUGAAGUGCAAGACAGGUAGGCGUACGGCUCACACGCAGUUGUGCACCCGUGCAAGAAGACGCACUUGACAUAUAGGCACAAACACCUGAUCUCAUCCGCAUCCCAUUCACACACCAAAUGUUGCCAUAUCCUAUAUUGUACAUUCACAUUCAACAUCCACAUACCCAUCCACUGAUCUGUUUCUCUGGUUGACACAGCAGUCAUCAAAUCCGUCAUGAAGCAGACAUAAUUUGCCAGAACAUGUAGCAUUUUCCACGCUCGCAUCCCGACAUUCCUCUGCACCACGAAACAAGGGUUCAAUGGAUGCCGCUCUCUGCAUUCCAAGACCCCAGAUUUCCGUGGCACAGCUCAUCCAGGGCCAUCCUGAUGCCAGUUUCUAAACUCUCUAUGCCAAACUAAGAAAAAAAACUUUAUUUUUUAAAACCAAAGCAAUUGUUAUUGUUAUUAUUAUUACUAGAAGUAGUAGUUGAACUAGUAGACAUUAUAAAGUAUGGAUAUGUAGCAGAGUCAAUGACUUAGAUGUAAUGCAAAAAAAGAAGAUACACUCUACACACAUGAGCUGAGAACAGUAGGCCAAACACAUAAACAUACCUGGGCGGCAGGCUUGGAUAUUCACAUAAUGGCCAUUAUGUGAUGUAGCAACACUGCUAUUCUAUAAUUUCCACAGGGCAGAGUUUAUAUAUAGAUAUACAUAUAUAAAUAUAUAUAGAUUGGUAGAUUGUUAAUAUACUUAUUUGUGUUCAUGUAUCUGCUGCAUUCUGCACGUUUGCUUGCAACCCUUUUAGAGACAUUUUGAAGUGCUUCAGUAUUUUUUUUAGCUUGCCUUGAACAGUGUAAUAGGGAUAUAGUGCUACUUUAUUUAUUUUGCUAUUCGUCCUGAGAAAAUAGCACUGCACUGAGUUAGGGAGAGGAAGGGGCUUUGGUGACAGGGAAGUUGUUACCAUCAACAUCUGUAGAACAAGAGAACAAUUAGUCAAAGUCAGCCAGCUAGCCGUUUUGCUGAUGAACAAAUUUCAGAUCCUGCCUUCACCGUAGAGUAUUGGACUUUCGCACCACACAGCAACUCAGCACAAAGGCGUUCUGGGAAAUGUGUCCACCUCUAGUCUGGGGGGUUUGUUGUAUUCCACAUCCAGGAGGCGCCACAGUCUCACUCUCUUUACUGUAUACCAGCACCUGGGACUCUUUUGAACUUCCUUGUUGAUUUCCUGUUGUGAUGUCACCUUUUCCGCACUCUUCCUGAUUGAAUUGGGAAGUAAGGAAGCUGGCAAGCGUGUCUCUGUUGCUCUCCACGUCUGGACCGCUCACAUCCAGAUUCAUAAGGCAAACACGCACACAGCUGGUACCAACGUCUAAACCUUUAACCCUCCUACUUUCUCUUAGGUCACUCUGACGGUCACUGAACCUUACUUGGACAAACUAAACGUGUACAUAUGUAUUUUAUUCCAGAUGGAUUUACCUUUUUGAUGUCUGACCUAACAGCUUACAGUGGUACUGUUUACGUCAGUAUUAUUUUGCUGGCAGUUGAGCUUAUCAACCUGCCCAGAGGUUUUACUUGUUUCAGGUUCAAGAGGCAAUAUGCCAAUCCUAAAGCAUUCUGAAGCACUCUUUAUGUGGGCGAUAAAUUAUUUUCUGUCACUUUGUUGUGUUAACAAUGGCACUUUACUGUAAAAUAUGUAUUUUGUUUCAAUUACAAACCGGCAAGUGUUUGAUAACUUGUUUAUUUAUUAUUUUUUCACAUGGUCACCCUGCAUUGCGUGACUGUGUAUCAUUUUGUUGAAUGGCAACAUGAAAAUCUCUCUCAAGUGUAUUUUCAGUUUUCAGUUUAAAGGCCCACUAGAACAGCCAAUAUCUGUCAGCUCAUUAACCAGGGCAAGGGCCUAACUGGGGCCCCUAGCAUGUUCUGCCAUUGACUUUACACUAAAAUCGUAACAAUCACAACGAUAAUGUAUUCAUUACAAAAGGGCAUGCCUAAAAUAAUCAGCAUAAAUCAUAUACAACAUAAAUUGAUGUAUAGGAAGCAAAAAUAGCUGCUCUUCAGUCACCCCAAAAUCCCUUAAAGACAUCAGUUUCACCAUAAGCCAAAACAUUUCAUUUCUCAUUUGUAUUUGCUCAAAAUAAGUUAAAUUAAAUGGAAUAAAUGAUAAGAAUUUAAUUCAGUGUAUAUGCAUGUAAUGGGUCAGCUGUUAUUUUAAAGCAGAGCAAAUCUGGAGCAAAUCUUUGGUUGAAAUGGUUUUAUCUCAGAGGGCUUUCACUUCAUAAAAUGAUCAACAUCAACUGGUUUUAUAUCAACAAAUGUAUUCACAUUUGUAAGUAAAGAAAAAAAAAACAGCAUUACCCUCUUGGCUGUUCUAGUGUAGAGUCUACACUGACAGCAGAGGAGCAGCAGAGAAUCUGGGCUGCCAAUGUUUACUGUUUUUUUUUUUUUGUUUUUAAGAUGAAGAUGUAUACACUUGCUCUCCUGUGGCUGUUUUGGAGCUGUUGUGAAGCUUACUGUCUUGAGACCAGCACCAAAUGGAUGUAUGGAUAAAGACACUCAAGAUAACAGACGGUCGUGUUUCAUGCUUAACACAUUUUAGUGGUGUUAGGAGAGCUGACCGUCUCAAAGCUAUAGGCCAUUAAAAACUCGGGCGUGUUUAUGAUCUCACAUUUUGGUUUAUCACCUCCAUAUGUUCAGAUGGCUGCUAAGAUGCAGCAUGGUUUAUGCCGAUCUUCAUCAUUCUGAGAAAAUAGAAAAUCCAAGAUAUGUUGUCUUGUCAGCGCCUCAGACCGGCAGAAUUCACAUUUCGACGCUGGUAAACCUUUGGAGAACAGGGAGGAUGACGGUCAGUUUUGACCUCCCUUUCAGCUGGUUGGUUGGUUCCUCUCCCAAAGCAAGUAGCCAACCAACCUACCUACCUGCCCCGCACACAAACACACCCUCCAAGCCCCCCCUCCCCUCGUACACACACACAAAAAAGUCCCACCAGGCAUAUAGCCCUCCCUGAGGAACCAUGAGGGCCCGGGUUCUUCUUUCCUUUAAGUUUCGGAGCAAUUCCUCACUGGAUCUGUAAUUGUAUGGUCAUGUAUAUGAAGUAAUUUUAUGUACUCUAUUAAUUUGUAUCUAUCUAUUUUUGUGGACAGCUGGCAUGAUGUGAAAAUACGGACUUAUACUCUUGGUAUUUGCACACAUUCUCUUCAGUGCGCGCCUUUUGUAAUUGCUAGGAGACAACGGAGAAAAAAAAGCUUGGUCAAAAGCAGAGAGAGACACAAAGUGGAAAGACGACGACACUAUUUGUUCAAAAAGAAACUUUAAAUGAGAUUUCUAGAACUGUACAACUUAGAGCAAAAACAUCCCUGUUCACUGCUGAAUGUUUAGUCCUUGGUAAACUCUAUAAAAAUUACUAUUGAUAUUUUUCCAUGUGAUUUCCGAUGUUUUGGAACUUGUAUGAGAUUGUACGUGUCCCUUUGCUGUAUAUUAAGUAGCUACAUAAUGUUAACCAAGUUCUGAUGGUUGAAAUGAGGGGAAGAGAGAAAUGCACAGAGGUGUGAAUAUCCUAAUGAAAAGCUUUUCUUUUCACUUGGGGGGCUGAGAGCAUUUGCCAAAUUUGUCCAAAUCCUUUGAUUCCUGGAACCAAAAGGAAAGUUGGUAAUGUUGCGAUAUUGCCUUUCUUUAAACUGUGGUGUGUGUAUGUGUGUGUGUGUGUGUGCGUGUGUGUGUGUGUGUGUGUGUGUGUGUGUUUCUAUGUCUUUUAAUGAGGUGUAUUUAUUGAACUGUGUGCAUACUGAGUUGCAGGUCAGCAAAAUGUGAGCGAGAGAGACAUAAAUAUGUAGAUAUUUAUCAUAAAGCCACUUGUAAACGCAAGUGGACCACAGCAGAGAGCUCUGUUUGAAAAUUUAUGCAUCAGGGUUUUAGAAUAUGAACAUUUAUACCAAUUUCACUGAUUUGGCACACUCACUGUAUAGUAGAAAAAUGUAGUAUCACAUAUUCAUCAUGCGUUGGCUCAUCACAUGAUUGUUUUAUGACUUGGUUAAAAUGAGUCACGGAAGUGAGAGCGAUGAAGCUGAGGAAGGUGCAGAUGUGUGAAGCCUCACAAAUGGCGGGUUAGCAAAGCAAGACGAAAGAGAUCCGUCCAAUCAAGAGUGUCUUUAAGGAAACUGGGAGUUCAUGUAGCCGGCUGACAUCCCUGGUGAACAGAUGAGACGAGCUUCCACUCUGAUGAGCAGGCAGAUGAACAGAAGCGCGUCAACAAACCGAUCGAUCGAUCAAUACAUCAACGGGCAGACACUUAGAUUAGAUUUCCGGCACAUCUGGAAACAGCAUGGUGGAUGUGGACCUUGGUGAAAGGGUGUGUUUAGAUUGUGUUUAAGAGCGGCAGAGAGGCUUUAUGGGCUUGGGAAGGCUUUCUAGAAGGGAGUUAGACAGAAACUUAAAGGAAGAGUUCACCAAAAAUGCAAAGACGGACAUUGUUCCUCUUGAACCCUGGUGCAGUCUAACCAUCCGGAUAGUUUCCGUUUGAUUUGGUGAGGUUUCCAGUUUGUCACGAUCUUCCCUGUUCCCAUUAUAAUGGGGCUGGAUGGGUAUGUGCUUGUGGAGGUCAAACAUUAAAAAAUUGUGCACAAAACUGUGUCAGCAAAUUCGUACCCUUGUUCUGCGAAUUAUGGGUGGUACCUGUGUCACUGUUUUUGGAAAGAACUGUUGCUGUUGAGUUUUCCACGAGAAUUUUUCCCGGUUUGAGCGCCACCGAAGAUUUCCCACCCAGCCUCACUGUACUGGGCGCUGGGAGACAAUGCAGCAGACUGGAAACCUCAGCAGAAACAGAAGGAAAAAAUCUUCCGCGUAUUUUGGGUGAACUGAUCAGUUCUGAAAGCCAGAUCCCUCUGUCCGUCCACACGCAGUUUCAAGCGAUGUAGCUCAGCCUGGUUUUGAAUGUAGAGUCUGUCCACGAGCACUGAGAUGUCUCUGUAGCUGUUGGGAAUAGAGAUACUUGCGUAAGGCGUUUUCAUGGGUUCGAUGCUUGGAAUGUAACGCUCGCCUCCCUGUAAAUUCCACAUCGAGUGUUCACAAACUCAUUUUUAUCGUGCGAAGAGUCUUAGCUACUUUAUAACUAUCUUAAAUCGACCUAAAUCGUCUCUUGAGUGCUAUGUUGAAAAUUAUUUUUGUAAGGAGAGGGGAAGAGUUAUUUAGAGAAGCGCGGCGUAGGGUGGAGAGGCGGUGGGAUAUCUGCCUUUGUAUUCUUGUGAAAAUGAGGGCUUGUUCAGUUUACAAUGGCCUUAAUUUGUGUAGGAGACGUUGCUUCACUAUCGUAGCACACAACUGAAAGUUUUGACAAAUGUAUUUUGCUUGAAAUAUUGUACUGAAGUUAUAUAUGUGUAUAUGUAUAGUUUUAUGAAUGUAUUUCUUAAUCCUUACACCAGAACUGAGUGUAAUUUUUUUUGUUAAUUUGUUUGCUACUGUCUCUUUGAAGACUUUCGAGGGUCGCUCACCUGCAUCGGCUCAGGUGGCCCCGACUUCUACUGUACUGUUACAUCUUAUUCUUUGUGUAUUCAUUUAAAAGAACAGCUCUGUGGUUGAAAAAAAAAAAAGCAUGAAUUCUGUCUGGCGAAAGGUAUUUUAUUGAUUUAAAUCGCCAUGAUGGGUUUAAAAGAGGUGAUUACUGCCCCUCACCCCACACCCCUUUGCAACACUUGACUUGUCAAUUCAUCUAUCAAGCUGAUGGAAAUGUAAUGAUUUUUGUACUUUGAGCCAGAAAUUGUUUGCCGCAUGGUUACUCUGAUGAUUUCCUUGUAUUCAGUCUUCAUGAUGGUAUGAUUAUGAUAAUGAUAGUAAUUUCAAUUAUGAUGACAUGCGACAAUGAGCAUUAUGUAGUCAGAUAUACUCAAGUACCAUUUCCGUGGGAACGCACGGAGAUGCAAAAGAAUUGUGAACAAUGCUGUAUUUUAAAAGUAGCACGGACUUAGCCUUCCAUUUUUUGAAAGACUUCCUCUGGCAAUAACCGUUCGCUGUAGCCUAUACUGUUGUUGAGGCCUUUCCACUUGGCACCUCUCAAGCGAUGGAGGUGUGGCGACCGACACUGCAUCUGUAUCAGUUGAGCCACCACAAUGACAAAAAAAAAUGUAGGUUAAAUCACUGAAUCAAGCAAUUUAGACUCAACAAAGCAUGCGAUGCAUUGUGAAUAACUGCUAUUUUAUGAUAGCCCCUGUCGUUUCCAUGAGCAACAGUUUUUAGUUUGUAGACCGUCUUUUUUUUUAAGAACUUUAUUUUCUAAAGAAGCCUGCAGUUUGUGUGUUUGAUCGCCAGCGUAGCCGCCAUCAACCAGAACUAAACAGCCAGUGUCUUUAGUCGCUUCAUCCUCUCAGCUCAGUGGGCAAAUUGGAAUCCCACUGCUGAUGAGCCUGUUUGUCAUCAUUUAUGUCUAUAAGUGUUGUUAAUCACAGCACAAGGUCCUGAGUAGCCAUUCUGUUCUUUUAGCCGUCUGUCAGAUGAUAUUAAGGCCACUGUAGCUCCCCCUCCCCUCUCGUAAGACAACCUUCAUCUUAUCAAGCCCAGCGAGGCCCAAACCCUCCCAGUGUGCUGCCUGAAUCGAGACGAAUGGCUUCAUUAAGCACCUCUAAACAAGGUAAACAUUUGAACAGUGCUGAUUAAUUAAAAGAUCAUAGUAAGCAUGGUUUUAACCAUCUGGCGAUGCUGGAAAACACUGCGCUUUGGGCCCGGGUGAAUUUGAGUGCUGGCGUUUGCAGAUGAGUGGUUGUCUUUUCUAACCGGCCUUACCUUUCCACACACGAGUGUUCACAGAGUUCGUUUUAAAGGGCAAAGCGUUGCAGAACGUCUGAUGAAAGGAUGUGCUUCACGGCAAGGAAGAAAAGGAGCUGUAAUUUUAUACCUGUGCUUUGUAAAUGUUUUCUAUGUGCAGUAUUUGAUAAUGUAAAACUGGUAUUUUUGUGGUUUGUACGCUGCAGAAUUGAUUACUUAAGGUGCACGUAGUUUUGUAAGAAAAUAGAACUAAACCGAGGGGGGAAACAAAACAAAAAAAAUCAGAUUCAGAAGCCUGUAUUUGCAUGCCCUUUGACAUCUGGACGCAAAGUCAAUAAAGUUUAUUUGAAUCACUGA